Messenger RNA from Epinephelus fuscoguttatus (brown-marbled grouper), 3150 nucleotides. It is a transcript of the gene apbb1ip, whose product is annotated as amyloid beta (A4) precursor protein-binding, family B, member 1 interacting protein. Gene Ontology annotation, cellular component: cytosol; plasma membrane. The record is from RefSeq and is a predicted model, not a curated record. The coding region runs from base 229 to 2301 and encodes 690 amino acids. Gene Ontology annotation, biological process: signal transduction. The transcript has 14 exons. Lineage: Eukaryota; Metazoa; Chordata; Actinopteri; Perciformes; Serranidae.
CAGAAGGAAUGCAGUGACAGGUCUCGACCUGAACUUCCGCAUUAAGCAGGAAGAAGUCAACAGUCAAAAGAGCCAGAUGCAAUCCGCAUCAACACACCCAAAUCUGCCCGUAUAUGACUGUUUUCUGGUGUCAAGCUUAUUUAGAAAAUAAUAUUUUGGGAAGGAAUUGAUGUCCAUGAGGCUGUUGCCUUGAAACUAACCGGUGAAACAAGGAUUACAUUUGAAAAGAUGGAUGACAUUGACGCCAUGUUCAGUGACCUGCUGGGGGAGAUGGACCUCCUCACUCAGAGUCUCGGCCAGGAAACAGUACCUCCUGAGCCUCCUGAGCCUCUCCCCAGCACCAACAAGGAAGUCAACUUCUCCAUCGGCUUCACCGACCUCAAUGAGUCCCUCCAUGAACUGGAAGACACCGAUCUGGAUGCGCUCAUGGCUGAUUUGGUGGCAGACCUUAAUGCGACAGAAGAGAAACUCGCAGCAGAGAUACAAGAUCUGAAGGUGCCGUCACCGCCCCCGCUAGACCUGCCGCCACCACCUAAGGACCCAAGCUCCCGCCCUAUGUCCUCUCUCGCUUCCCCGGCAUCACCAGCGAGUAGCACCAGCAGCAAUGUUAGCACCCCAGCCUCAUCUGCCACCUCCCCUUUCCCACCUCCGCCUCCUCAAGCUGCAAAGCCUACUAUGGAGGAAAUCGAGGCGCAGAUGAAAGCAGACAAAAUCAAACUGGCUCUUGAGAAGCUCAAGGAAGCUAAAGUGAAAAAGUUGGUGGUGAAGGUGAUGAUGAAUGACGGCAGCUCCAAGACUCUGAUGGUAGACGAGAGGCAGAAUGUGAGGGAGGUGUUGGACAACCUGUUUGAGAAGACUCACUGUGACUGUAAUGUGGACUGGAGCCUGUGUGAGACCAACCCUGAACUGCAACUUGAACGGACGUUUGAAGACCACGAGAACCUUGUUGAGCCUCUCUUAGCAUGGACGAGAGACAGCGAGAACAAAGUCCUCUUUCAGGAGCGGAAGGAAAAAUACGAGGUUUUCAAAAACCCACAGAACUUUUAUCUAUGGAAGAAGGAUAAGAGAGCUCUCAAAGAGAUAAAAGACAAAGACAAGGAGUUAUUAAUACAGGAGAACUUCUGCGGGACUUCCAUCAUCGUGCCUGAUCUCGAGGGGGUGAUGCACCUCAAAGAGGACGGCAAGAAGUCCUGGAAACCGCGACUCUUUCAGCUGAGGGCCUCAGGAAUUUAUUACGUGCCAAAAGGGAAAACCAAGUCAUCCCGUGACCUCGUCUGUUUUGUCCAGUUUGACAAUGUAAAUGUCUACUAUGGCAAAGACUUUAAGAGCAAAUACAAAGCCCCGACUGACUUCUGCUUUAUUCUGAAGCAUCCUCAGAUCCAAAAAGAGUCUCAGUACAUCAAGUACCUCUGCUGCGAUGAUGCUUGGACCAUGAACCUUUGGGUGACUGGAAUACGGAUUGCAAAGUAUGGUGUGUCGCUGCAUGAAAACUAUAAAACUGCAGAAAAGAAAGCAGCUGUCAGCUCUGUGUGGACGAACCGCAGCACCCCAUCAAGCUCCAACUCAUCAAUGCCCUCACCCACCAUCAAAGCCAAAUCACCAAGCCAGGCCAACGGUCAUGCUCCCAAGCCCCAACCAGGACCUGUGUCUCAGGACUUUGGAAAUGUUCCACCUCCACCCCCACCACCACCAUUGGCUGAGAUCCUUCCUCCACCACCUCCAGACCCAGUCCUCCCUCCACCACCUCCUUUGGCUGCCAAGAGUCCCUCAAGACCUUCCCCUCCCCAGCGACACAUGCCAACCAACUUCCCGCCACCUCCUCCUGCAAUGGACAACCUCCCUCCUCCACCGCCACCCCCACCCAACGAUGAUGCCUUAGAGGCCCCGCCAGACUUCCUUCCACCACCUCCUCCGGCCGCUGGCUUUGGUUCGCUGCCACCACCUCCGCCAUUGAACUCGCUACCACCACCGCCUCCCCCAGCGAGUUUCGGAGGUGUGGAUCAGUCUCUGCCUCCUCCACCACCAGAUCCAGGGUUUUUACCUCCACCUCCACCUCAGCCAGUGUUCACAGGGGGUGGAGUACCCCCUCCGCCUCCACCACCACCUCCUCCUCCUCCUCCUCCUCAACCUGCUGCUGCCCCAAGACCAGUGCGGCCUUCUGGCUCAGUGAAGAAGAUGCCUCCUGCUCCGCCAAAGAGAACUACACCAUCACUGCAUGGAGGAGGAGGAGGUGGAGGAAGUGGUGAAGACUUCAUGUCAGAACUGAUGCUGGCCAUGAACAAGAAGCGUGGAAAUAAAUAGCCUGAGACAAAGUUUUUUUGGAGUGUAAAAAAGUACGACCUGCACCCACACAUGACGACCGACUUAACUCCUAACCAGGCUUGUCUUGAUUUCAGCAAAACAGCUAUUCUUUACAUCCACAACAAUACUGAACAUCACCAACAUGAAGCCAGCGGAGAUCAAUACAGACCUUAUCUCUUCCAGAAAAGACAGUGAUCUAUCCUUUCUUUUAACAGCUUAUCCAAGAUAGCAUUUCGCAAGAAUCAAGUAAAAGACUAAUUAAUCUUAAAAGAAUAUUUCACCCACAAAAUGACCAUUUGUAUACCAAUUACUCAAUGACAGCUCCUGCAGGAAAAUCCAAGUCUUAUUUAUCCAGUUGUAUGUCACUACCUCUAAAACAUUACAAUUUAAAGUAAGUCAAUGGAGUCUCAUCCAUGGCUGACAAGCUUGAGGAAUUUCUUUAUAUUGUUACAUUUUUUUGUGAAAAUCCAUGUGUUUGGGAAGUAUUGAGCAUACAACUGAAGAAAUGAAAUAUGGAUUAUACUGCACAAGUUGUGUGUGAUUGUAAAAGGAUGUUUGGACAUAGAUUUGCUGUUGUUAAACAUGGUCCCCAAUGACUAAUUAAUGAAUAAGGAUUUUUUUAUGGCUCCAUUCACUGUGGAGGCACAUAAGAAAAAGGUGUUCUUAACAAUUUCAACUCAAGUAUAUCAAUAUACAAAUGCUAAUUUUGCAAAUGAAGUAUUCUUUUAUGAAAAAAUUAUCUGUUGUAAUAAAUAGGAGGUGUUAUUUGUUUUUAAUGACUUAAAAAAUGCAAAGCUGGCAUCAUACUUCAAAGAGACAUUUUUAUAGAGUUGUACAUAUUGUGACACG